Salvia splendens (bonfire salvia) is the source of this 3074-nucleotide messenger RNA. RefSeq names its product pentatricopeptide repeat-containing protein At3g23020-like. Gene Ontology annotation, molecular function: protein binding. NCBI's taxonomy places the organism in Eukaryota, Viridiplantae, Streptophyta, Magnoliopsida, Lamiales, Lamiaceae. The transcript has 2 exons. The record is from RefSeq and is a predicted model, not a curated record. The coding region runs from base 159 to 2732 and encodes 857 amino acids.
UGAGAAGAAUCCUUCAUUUUAGCUAUCUCCUUGUUCACAGCGGCGCCUACUUCUCCCAAUACCUUGCCACCGUCAUUCGCCUACGUCACUGCUCCGACCCGAUUCCACCGACCUUAACCAGCAAGCCCUCUUCGCGGCAGCUCUCUGUCCCUUACAGAAUGUUUGUACAGUUUCAGUAUUCUGACGCGAGCUGCCUGCGCAUAUUCAGUUCCACAAAAACCAAUCCUCCAAACGUCGGCAUCUCCGUCACUCCACCCUCCCAAAAACCCAGCGACGCAGUAAAAGAGAGGCAAAAGCUUCAGUGCCCUGGCGGCGUUCGGUUGUUAAAGAAAAAUGGAUUUUUUCGUGAAAGAAUCGAGAGAAAAGGAGGUGUCUUUGAUGGCAGAAAUGGGAUUCCUCAGAAAGAAGAAGAGAUUUCCGAAUUGCCUGCUCGUAAUUCGGUGACCGGAGAUGCGAAAAAUAGGGUUUUUAGGAAAGAAAAGGUGAAUUGCAGUGAAAAUGUGGUUGAGGGGAUGCAGACCAAGUGUUCGACGAAAUGGGGAAGGUACGGCGGCAGUAUUCCCGCAAUGUUGGAUGCUUUGGAGAGGAUAAGCGACUUGGAUGAGGCGUUGAAGGCGUGGGAGGCGACGCUUACGAACAAGGAGAGGAGCAUAUUGCUGAAGGAGCAGUCGGGGUGGGAGAGGGCGAUGGAGAUUUUCGAGUGGUUCAAAAGGAAAGGCUGCUACGAAGUGAAUGUCAUCCACUACAACAUAAUGCUUCGCCUUCUAGGAAAGGCGCGGCAGUGGAGCGAGGUUGAGAGUCUGUGGGAUGAGAUGGCGAAGAGUGGGGUUGAUCCCAUCAACUCCACCUAUGGGACUCUCAUUGAUGUGUACUGCAAAGGGGGGCGUAGGGACGUCGCAAUGAGGUGGUUGGAGCUCAUGAAAAAGCGUAGAAUGGAGCCGGAUGAGGUGACCGUUGGGAUUGUGGUGCAGAUGUAUAAGAAAGCAGGGGAUUUCGCAGCUGCUGAGGAUUUCUUCAAGAAGUGGUCACAGGGAAACUCUUCGAUUGAGGGGCGUAAAUGGAAGAGGAAAACGGAUGCUAAUGUUGGUUCUUACACUUACAAUACGUUGAUUGAUACGUAUGGGAAAGCCGGGAAACUAAAGGAAGCAAGUAAGACGUUCGAGGAGAUGGUGCAGAAAGGUUUAUCUCCUAACACAGUGACUUUUAACACUAUGAUUCACAUGUAUGGUAACAAUGGGCAGCUUGAUGAGGUUGCUUCCCUGAUGGGUAGAAUGGAGAAUGCUAAAUGUUUCCCCGAUACACGAACCUAUAAUAUUCUCAUAUCACUUCAUGCUAAGUACAAUGACAUAGAAUCUGCAGCAAGAUACUGGAAGAAGAUGAAGGCAGCAUCUCUUGAGCCCGAUCCUGUCAGCUAUCGUACUCUCUUGUAUGCCUACGCGAUUAGGCAUAUGGUUAACGAGGCAGAGGAGCUGGUCUUAGAGAUGGAUGAGAGAGGAUUGGAGAUUGAUGAGUUUACUCAGUCAUCCUUGACAAGAAUGUACAUAGAAGCAGGCUUGCUUGACGAGUCGUGGUUGUGGUUUCAGAGGUUUCACCGUGGAGGAGGGAUGACUUCCGAGUGCUAUUCUGCAAACAUUGAUGCUUAUGGCCAGAGAGGGUAUGUUUCACUAGCUGAGAAAGUGUUUGAUUGCUGUGUGCAGGUUCAAAAACUGACUGUUCUCGAGUUUAAUGUGAUGAUCAAAGCAUAUGGUAUUGGGGGGAAACUCGAGCAGGCUUGCACCUUGUUUGAUAGCAUGGGGAAACAUGGGUUGGUUGCUGAUUUAUGUGGAUAUAAUUCUCUUGUGCAAAUGCUUGCUAGCGCGGAUAUGCCAGAAACUGCGAUAGUCUAUCUUAGGAGAAUGCAGGAGGCAGGGCUUGUGAUUGAUUGUGUCCCGUAUUGUGCAGUCAUCUCUAGCUAUGCAAAGUUAGGCCGUGUAGACAUGGCAGUUGAGUUGUACGAGGAGAUGAUUUCUCAUAACGUGAAGCCUGAUAUAAUCAUUUAUGGAGUCCUUAUAAAUGCAUUUGCAGACACUGGGAGUGUGGAUGAGGCGACAAACUAUGUCCGUACCAUGGCAAACCAAGGUUUGUCUAUGAAUCCGGUCAUAUGCAAGUCAUUAAUCAAGCUGUACACGAAGGUGGGAUACUUGAGAGAAGCGGAGGAGAUGUGCAGGACCCUUCAGUCUCUGGAGGUGGGUGGGCUUGAUGUCUACUCCUUGAAAUGCAUGAUUGACCUCUACAGUGAGCGUUCGAUGGUGGCAGAGGCGGAGAAGAUAUUCAAGAGGUUGGAGCAAAUUGGAGAGGCGAAUGAGUUCACACAUGCUAUGAUGUUGUCCAUGUAUAAAAGGAACGGGAGAUUCGUGGAAGCUUUUUGGAUUGCAAGAAAGAUGAGAGAAUUAGGGCUCAUGACAGAGCUGCUUACUUAUAAUCUUGUGCUUGGAUUCUAUGCUUCUGAUGGAAGGUACAAGGAGGCUGUAGCUACCUUCCGCGAGAUGCUAGAGUCUCGUGUCAUGCCCGAUGAAUCCACGUUCAAGUCGCUCGGGAUCAUUCUCUUGAAAUGUGGAGUUCCAAAGAGCGCUCUGGAAAAGCUCGAGCAGACGAGGAAGAGGGAUGUUCUGGCUGGUAUGCAGACUUGGGCCGCAACUCUUUCCUCCGUCGUUAACAUGGAUGAUGAUGAUUUUAGCGAUGAAGAAGUUUAAUUUGUGCUUGCUAAACAAUUGUAGAAUAUAUAUCCAGAGUAUGCUAUGAUCUUGGCCGUUCUCUCCAACCAGAUCAUCAAGAUCAGCCAAGCUGCCAAGGACGCGGUAUUCGAGAAGGAAAGCUUCCGCGUCCUGGCCAAGCAUCUCCUAGACAUCGAGCCCGUGUUGAAGGAGCUGCAGUCACAGCAGCUGAACGACUCCCCCCGUUGCAAGGCAGGCGCUGGAGUCGCUCGAGACCAACGUCAAGAAUGCCCACGCCUUAGUCGAAAAGUACAAAGGGCGAGCGCGCUUCUACUACCUCUUAGUAAAAUGCAGGCACAUUGUCAAGGAGAUACAGGAUGU